Alosa alosa (allis shad) is the source of this 2757-nucleotide messenger RNA. RefSeq names its product solute carrier family 2, facilitated glucose transporter member 11-like. Gene Ontology annotation, cellular component: membrane. Gene Ontology annotation, biological process: monosaccharide transmembrane transport. The record is from RefSeq and is a predicted model, not a curated record. Gene Ontology annotation, molecular function: hexose transmembrane transporter activity. NCBI's taxonomy places the organism in Eukaryota, Metazoa, Chordata, Actinopteri, Clupeiformes, Clupeidae. The transcript is spliced from 13 exons. Bases 225 to 1913 code for a protein of 562 amino acids.
AGACAAACUUGUUAAAAUUUGAACUGAUCAUAGACAUACUAUGCAGAUGACCCUAGGGGAAAUUUUCUUUCCAUAUAAUUUGCAAUUUGUAUGCUGUUUAAGUUUGGCUCAGACUCAGAACAAGACAUUGAUUGUGUUGUUCUGUACAUAAAAGAGGCACAGCUAGACUUUUUUUCUCACAACACUCAAAUAUUAGUAGGCUACAAAAGGAAAAUUCAUGAAAAAUGAAAAAGUCCAAAGAAAAUGGAGAUAUGAUGGAGACGGAGCCUUUGCUCAGAGAUAUCAAAGAAAAGCAUGUGCAAGUUGAGUCUCUUAGCAGAACACUGGUUUUGGCUGCCUGUGCUUCUUGCAUCGGAGGAACAUUUCAAUAUGGAUUUAACAUCUCUGUUGUAAAUGCACCCACUAAGUAUGUGAUGACAUUUAUCAACCAGACAUGGAUGGAGCGAUACGACACGGAGAUAUCAGAGCAGCGGCUGACACUCCUCUGGUCCGUCAUUGUAUCUAUUUUUACCAUUGGUGGACUUGUGGGCUCGUAUGUUGGUGGAGCAUUGUCGAUCAAGUAUGGAAGGAAAGGGACAUUGAUGAUGAACAACAUAUUUGCUUUGCUUGCAGCUUUUUUCAUGGGAAUAAGCCAGACUACACAUUUGUUUGAAUUGCUUAUCAUUGGACGUUUUCUAAUUGGCAUAAAUGCAGGCAUUGGUUCAUGUGUCCAGUCCCUCUACCUGGGAGAGAUUGCCCCUCGUGCACUGCGUGGAGCCAUGGCCAUGGGCACCUCUGUAUUCAUCACAGGGGGCAUUUUUGUGGGUCAGGUGGUCGGACUGCGUGAAUUAUUGGGGGGAGAGGAGUACUGGCCCCUCCUGUUGUCCACCACCUGCAUCCCAGCAGCAAUGCAGCUCCUUCUUCUGCCCUGGUUUCCAGAAAGUCCCCGUUAUCUACUGAUAGACAAAGGGGACGAGCGUGCGUGCGACGAGGCACUGAAACAGCUUCAUGGUGCAGAUCAAUACCACGGAGAGAAGGCAGACAUUGAGAGGGAGAGACUUGAUGCUCUUGGAGUCAAACCUAAGAAGCCCUGGGAACUGUUCCUGGAUCAGAGUCUCCGCUGGCAGCUCCUCACAAUCAUUAUCCUAAACAUGUUCCAACAGCUCAAUGGCAUCAAUGCGAUCUAUUUCUAUGCAGAUUAUGUGUUUUCCCAAUCAGGAAUUCCAGAAAAUAAGAUACCUUAUGUGACACUUGGCGCUGGAUUAUGCGAGCUUUUUACUGCUCUUACCUGUGGUCUGCUGAUUGAAUCUCUGGGCAGGAGAGCACUCAUCAUCGGGGGAUACUCACUGAUGGCCUUCUGGUGCUUCUGCUUCACUCUGGCUCUGACUUUCCAGGAUGUCAGCCCAUGGGUGCCGUAUCUCAGUAUGAUCUGUGUCUUCGCUUUCAUCCUCAGCUUUGGCUUGGGACCAGGUGGCGUCACCAACAUUUUAACUACAGAGCUGUUUACCCAAACCGCACGCCCUGCUGCCUAUAUGAUCGGACUGUCUGUCAACUGGCUCAGCUUCUUUAUCAUUGGAAUGGCUUUCCCAUUCAUUGUGAGUGGGCUAAAGCAGUACUGCUUCCUGGUGUUCUUGGCCGUCUGUGCUAUGGUGGCCAUCUACAUAUUCCUUGUAGUUCCAGAAACCAAGAGCAAAACUUUUCUGGAGAUUCAUGCUGCGUUCCAGUCCAAGGCACUGAAACAGCUUCAUGGUGCAGAUCAAUACCACGGAGAGAAAGCAGACAUUGAGAGGGAGAGACUUGAUGCUCUUGGAGUCAAACCUAAGAAGCCCUGGGAACUGUUCCUGGAUCAGAGCAAGAUCUCUUGCAAGUCUUCACAAUCAUUAUCCUACUGUAAACUUUUUCCAGCAGCUCAAUGGCAUUAUCUGUCCUGUUAAUAAAAUAUAUACUGAUCAUAAAAAUGGCAGUCAGAUGAAGAAUGAGUGUGUGGAUGCAGCUUGUAGGACCAUACUUUAUAUCUCUGCUCCUAAUGUCAUCCUUUUUAUUGUGCUUUUAUUUCCCCAGAUACAUUUUUAUGCAGAUUACGUGUUCUCUGUGGCAGAAAUUCCAGAAAAUAAGAUACCAUAUGUGACACUUGGCAGUGGAUUAUGUGAACUCUUCACUGCUUCCAUCUGUCUAGGUCCACUUGAUUAUAUUUGAUCAGGCUUAUGUUUGUCCAGUGGAGGGUCAUUUAUACCCAUGACCACGUAUUAACUGUAGUGUUCAAUAGGCAAAGAUCAUGCUUUAAUCUUAAAGAAGAAUGAAGAAGAAUUCCCAUGUAUAGCCCGCCCCCAUGUAUUAACUCAGGGGUCCUGAUGGCCAUAGAAAGGACAGUGCACAAGCAGGAGGAAAUGUCUGCUCAGUUUGUCAGCAGGAAUGUCAAGUAUAUGGUUGUGUCUUCCAGGGUCUGCUGAUUGAAUCUCUGGGCAGGAGAACACUCAUCAUCGGGGGAUACUCACUGAUGGCCCUCUGGUGCUUCUGCUUGACGCUGUGACUGUCUCACAUACUUCAUGUGAAUAGCUUUACAACUCUCUGGUGAAAGGAGGACCAGCUCCUUGACCUUGAGUAUAAUUAAUAACCCCACUUGUGUUUUGUUGUUUUUUCUUUUGCGAGAACUAUAUAUAAUUUGUCAGGAUCACUAGUGAUAAAUACCUUACUGUGUUUUCACAGUGUAGUGCAGCAGUUCAGAGGUGUAUAUCUCAAACCAUCAAUAAUCUUGCAGACUUACUGUGUGUGUGUGUG